CACGCCCACUCUGGGUGGACCUACUUUUGGGUAGCCGCGAAAGGGGAUGGGAAGGCGCCUCCCCAAAACUGCUGGCGCAGGAAAGCAGCAGAAGAGCCGCCAGAGGCACCGCUGAGCUUUGAGAAUGUGAAUGUGAAAAGCAGUGGGAAUCUCGUUCUGAGAAUUUUGCACCUGGUGUAUCAUGCAGGAGACUUACAGUACUGUCGGCUCUCAAGGCUUCAAGCCAACACAUCUGUUUGUACCCAGGCUUAUCUAUAUGACCAUCACAUAUGGGAGAAGGAGGAAGCUGCACCCCAUCAGCAAAUCACAACUAUAUAGGUCUUCCAGUUCCUUUACUGACGUUUCAGCUGGUACAGAGGGAAGAUCCAUUUGUGCCUGGCCCUCAGAGCUUGGAGGAAAAGAAGACGUCAUCAGAUGCCCACUUAGGGAUCCCUGAUGUGAUAAUCAAAGUAGAGGAAGAGGAAAAUCCUUCAGGGGAGUGCAGGAGACUCCCAGAUUCCCACAAAGGAGUCCAUGGGCCAGCAAGUGCCAACGACAAGCGUCUUUGGCCGGGAACUGAGGAGAGGAGAAUCUCAGAGCCAAUGAAUGAGGCAAGGAAGCUGUUUAACAGAUCGCUGGUGAAGAAAUCAGCCAGCAAACCGUCUGGUGUCCGCGGGGUUUCAUGGAGGCGCGACGAGACCUUGGACCUGCUGGCCCUCUGGGGGGAGCAAAACGUGCAGGAGGCUCUCCGCAGCUGCCACCGCAACAUCGACUCCUUUGAGAUGAUCUCGAAGGAGAUGGCCAAGCGAGGCCACAGCCGCACAGCCGUGGAGUGCCGGACCAAGGCAAAAGCCUUGCGCCUGGAGUACAAGCGGGUGGUCACGCUCAACAGCCAGACAGGCAGCAACCGGGCGACCUGCCCGUAUUUCGAAGAGCUCCACCGGAUCCUGCGAGGAGAUGCCAGCGUGAAGCCAAAGCGGGUGCCGCGCAGUCUAAGCGCCCUCCGUAAGCCCGCUGAGCCACAGCGGCCCCGCCCCGUGCUGCAGGAAGGCUUGGAGCAGCUCCUCACCCAUCAUCUGCCGAUGGUCAAGGUGGAGAAUAACACGGAGGACAUGCAUUGCUCCAACCCUGCACCUUCAGGAACUGCCAUGAUGGAUCCCGCAGGCAGCCGACCCACCACCCACCCAAAGGAGGAGGCUGAUGAAAUGCCGAUAGAGGAGGCAGCCACGCCAGCGCAUACAUCUGGGGAUGAGGAGCAAUGCGCCAGGACCCCUGAAAGCCCAACAGGGAGUGCUAGGGGAGGAGUGGACGCAGAGGCCCAUCCAGCAGAGCUGUCCCCUGCCACGCGCCUGGCCAACGCUCGUGCCAAGAAGCGACGGGUACCAGGUCUCUACAGCGUGGCGGAGCGCAUGAUGGAGCAGUCCAGCAGGGAGCACGCCCUGGAAAUGGAGGAGCGCCGCCGGGAGCAUUCCGUGGAGAAGAAGCGGUAUGCGGAGGACAUGGCAGAGCGCCGCAGGCAGCACGAGGAGAUGAUGGCUGAGAUGCGGGCGGACCGGGAAGAGGCGAGAGAGGACCGGCGGCUCGUGGAGGAAGCCCUGCAGCGCAACUUCCGCAUCAUGGAAGCUGCAAUGAAGAGUUUGGACAGACUGGGGGAGCUGAUCGUGCAGCAGCAACAGAGCUUUGUCCUGCCUUCCUACCCCAUGCCCUUAAACUCCCACGCACCUCCCGCACAGCAGGUGGAGCUGGACCCCCCCGCUGCCCUCCCAUCACAGGGCGAAAGUCAAUCCUCCCACGCACACCUCUCGCGACCCCCCCGGGUGGUGCGCCCCAGAGCUAAGUACUCCCCUGAUUUGUAAUGUGCCCCCUCCCACUGCUGGACCACUUUUAUCUGUAAAGUCACCCAGUAUUAAAAAAAAUCUCACCCCCCCCCCCCAAAUCUUAAAAUCUCACUUUUGCUGGUUGUCCCCCCCCCCCUCAAUUUCCUACUCUUAUGGCUUCUAUAAAUAAAAGCUCAGGUUUCUUUCUUUAUAA
Heteronotia binoei (common prickly gecko) is the source of this 2010-nucleotide messenger RNA. RefSeq names its product zinc finger and SCAN domain-containing protein 29-like. NCBI's taxonomy places the organism in Eukaryota, Metazoa, Chordata, Lepidosauria, Squamata, Gekkonidae. The transcript is spliced from 10 exons. The record is from RefSeq and is a predicted model, not a curated record. Bases 270 to 1835 code for a protein of 521 amino acids.